UUUUUAAUUUUUUUUACUCACCUUUUAGAAAAAUAUAAAUGAAGUCUGUGUUGUCAUUAGCACGUACACAAUGUUUAAAAAGAACCACCGUUAGGUCUUUGCUUAGCCUGACACCCAGAGGUAGGCAUUCAUCAGCAAACCGGGUUAAAGAGCUGCAACAUGGACAACUCUGCCACCUCUUCCAACCCACCCUUAUCCUUUCCCUGUAUCGACAAGAUGAAUUCCCGCACAUUGGAGUUGGAUAGUGGACCUGAGCCCAGCUAUGAUAAAAUCGUGACAGGUUACGAAAAAUUUGAAUACCCACACCCAUUUUUACUUGAUCAUGGAGGUAUUUUACCCAGAGUUGAAAUUGCCUACGAGACGUGGGGAACCCUCAACGAAAAAAAGGACAAUGCCAUUCUGAUCCACACAGGACUCUCUGCUUCCUCACACGCGAAAUCGCAUGAAAAGAAUACAAAACCCGGUUGGUGGGAGGAUUUCAUUGGUCCCGGUGCCAAUAUCGAUACCAACAAGUUUUUUGUCAUCUGUACCAAUGCCGUCGGUGGUUGUUAUGGAUCCACAGGUCCCAGUUCCAUUGAUCCCGCAGAUGGUGAACGUUACGCUACCCGCUUUCCCAUCAUCACUAUUUUUGAUAUGAUUCGUGCUCAAUUCAAAUUGUUGGAUCAUCUCGGCAUUGAUAAGUUACAUGCUAGCGUAGGCAGCAGUAUGGGUGGCAUGCAGUCCAUUGCCGCAGCGAAAUUAUUCCCAGAACGUGUCAAGAGAUUGAUUUCAAUCUCUGCUUGUGCUAGAUCGCAUCCUUAUUCCAUCGCUCUUCGACACACACAACGUCAGGUAUUGAUGGCGGAUCCUAAUUGGAACAAGGGAUUUUACUAUAAGGGCAUUCCACCUCACGUUGGUAUGAAGCUUGCGCGUGAAAUUGCCACUAUUAGUUAUCGAUCUGGACCUGAAUGGGAACUUCGAUUUGGCCGCAAGCGAUCCAAUGAGAACCAAUCACCUGCAUUAUGUCCCGACUUUUUGAUUGAAACCUACUUGGAUCAUCAAGGCGAACGAUUCUGUCUUCAAUACGAUCCCAAUUCCCUCUUGUAUAUCUCCAAAGCCAUGGACAUGUUUGAUAUGUCGAGCUCGGAAAUUGCAAAGUUGGCAAGACAACGUCAGCAUAACCUGCCUAAAAUUGAAGAAAUCUUGAAACACCGUCAAGGGUUGGAACGCCCAGAAGAAGAGGAUUCGCGUGUCAUGGCCGAGGCUUGUCGAUCUGUGAUGGGCACCUAUACCGCGUUGGAAGGGAAACAAGUCAACAAUGAGAGCGAAAAGAAGAGUAAGCCUAGAUUGACUACGCUUUCUUCCGAUCCCGCAACACAGGAUCUGGUGGAAGGUAUGAGUGGAAUCACCAUGCCAACCUUGGUUUUGGGUGUCCAAUCCGAUAUCUUGUUCCCAGUAUGGCAACAAAAAGAAAUCGCUGAGUGUUUGCGUGCUGCUGGUAAUAACCGUGUCACUUACUAUGAAUUAGACGCUAUGUUUGGUCAUGAUACAUUUUUAAUUGACCGUGUCAGUGUUGGUGGAGCUAUCAAGGGCCACUUGGAGUUAUUAGAUGAUGAUGCUUAGAAUGUAUUUAAAAAGAAAAGGAAUUAGUUGUGUAUUUUUAUUGUAUAUCCCCCCCCCCGCUUCACACCUCUUUUUUUGUUUUUUCAUAACUGUCAUUUAUUAAAAAAAAAAAAAAAAAAAAUUGUUAUUUAAA
This is a messenger RNA of Mucor mucedo, 1735 nucleotides long. RefSeq names its product homoserine O-acetyltransferase. The coding region runs from base 160 to 1602 and encodes 480 amino acids. Gene Ontology annotation, biological process: L-homoserine metabolic process. Gene Ontology annotation, molecular function: homoserine O-acetyltransferase activity; L-serine O-acetyltransferase activity. The record is from RefSeq and is a predicted model, not a curated record. NCBI's taxonomy places the organism in Eukaryota, Fungi, Mucoromycota, Mucoromycetes, Mucorales, Mucoraceae. The transcript is spliced from 4 exons.